AUGGAAAUGGACGAAACAUACAGUGCCAUCGAAGAAAACAAAAAAGUACGACGAUUAUUGAAUAUUGAAGAUUAUCAUCAACGUGCACAACAAAUCCUACCGCAAAUGACUUACGAUUUUUAUCGUACGGGAUCGGACGAUCAAGUUACAUUAGUUGAUAAUCAACUAGCUUAUCGUCGUAUAAAAUUACGUCCAAAAAUUUUUAUUGACGUUUCUUCUCAUCCACCAUCGAAUUCAGUGAAUCGUCAUACGAAACUUUUAAAUUCUUCUGUAACAAUUUCAUUUCCAUGUAUCAUUGCUCCAACAGCAGUUCACUGUUUAGCUAAUCGUGAACAUGGUGAAUUGGCUACAGUUCGUGCAGCUGUUACUCAUUCAACGAUUAUGUGUAUUUCAACACUUGCAUCAACUAGUAUGGAAUCAAUAGCUGAAGAGCACCGACGUCAAAUUAAAGAACAUUAUCCACAGAGUUAUUCACAACUUUGGUAUCAAUUGUAUGUGUUUAAAAAUCGACAACUAACACAACAGUUAAUUGAACGAGCUGAACGUUGUGGCUACAAAGCAGUUGUAAUUACAGUUGAUUUGUGUGUAUUAGGUAAUCGUGAAUGUGAUAUACAUAAUGAUUUCGCCUUGCCUGAUGGUAUUCGUGCUGAAAAUCUAAUUGAUGACACUGAUGAUAAUGCUUUUAAGUGGGCUUAUGAUUCAUCUUUGUCAUGGAAAGAUUUGGGAUGGAUUCGAUCGAUUACACGUCUUCCCUUGAUUGUUAAAGGAAUUCUGCAUCCUGAUGAUGCACGUGAAGCUGUACGACAUGGAGUUCAAGGUAUUGUCGUAUCAAAUCAUGGUGGGCGGCAGUUGGAUACAAGUCAAUCGGCGAUUGAAGCUCUACCAGAUAUCAUACGAGCUGUAAGAAGUGAAGCAAAAAAUUGUGAAAUGGAUGUCUAUAUUGAUGGUGGUAUUCGACGAGGAACAGAUAUUUUAAAAGCAUUGGCUUUAGGAGCAAAAGCUGUGCUGGUGGGAAGACCCAUUUUAUGGGGUCUAGCAGUCGAUGGAGAAAAAGGUGUGAACAAUGUGUUGCAAAUAUUGAAAAACGAAUUUCAAACGGCUAUGAUGUUGUCCGGAUGUCAAACUAUUGAAGAUAUUAGCAAAAAUGAUAUUUUAGUAAUGAAUGGCAAUAAAAACGAAUCAAAGUUAUAA
This is a messenger RNA of Rotaria socialis, 1191 nucleotides long. The record is from the annotation of a GenBank genome assembly. NCBI's taxonomy places the organism in Eukaryota, Metazoa, Rotifera, Eurotatoria, Philodinida, Philodinidae.